Gadus morhua (Atlantic cod) is the source of this 5832-nucleotide messenger RNA. It is a transcript of the gene hdlbpb, whose product is annotated as high density lipoprotein binding protein b. NCBI's taxonomy places the organism in Eukaryota, Metazoa, Chordata, Actinopteri, Gadiformes, Gadidae. Gene Ontology annotation, molecular function: mRNA binding. The transcript has 28 exons. The coding region runs from base 222 to 4049 and encodes 1275 amino acids. The record is from RefSeq and is a predicted model, not a curated record.
CUCCGCGGCGGAGGAAAUGGCCCUAGACCAAUCACAUCUGUGCUGAAGGAGAGCGUGUGUUUACACCAUCACCUGUCAAACAGAGAAGCCCUGCUUUAUUUUCAUUCUGUAAGGACCAGAAAAAACGGCUCACACUGAAGCGACUACAGUAGCUAUCAACUGGACGGACUCUCUGGCCAUCGACCAUUUGCAGCGCCGGACAGCGGUACCAUUCUCGAACCAUGAGCUCAGUGGCGGUGUUGACACCAGAGAGCUUUGCUGAGCAUCGCAGCGGCCUGAAGGACCAGGAGCUGACGGGCUGCGUGCCGGAGGAUGAGGCCUACAUCCCCACCUACCUGGAGGCCUUCCCCCCCCUGCCGGAGAAGACUGCGGCCGAGGCCAAGGCGGGCGAGCCAAGCGGGGCCUGGGGCUCCAAGAUAAAGCCAAUCAAAGCCUCCGUCAUCACCCAGGUGUUCCACGUGCCCCUGGAGGAGCGACGUUACCGGGACAACGGGCAGUUCGGCGAGGGGGAGGAGGCCAAGGUGUGCCUGGACAUCAUGCAGCGGACGGGGGCCCACAUCGAGCUGUCCCUGGCCAAGGACCAGGGCCUCUCCAUCAUGGUGACCGGGAAGCUGGACUCGGUCAUGAAGGCCCGCAAGGAGAUCGUGGCGCGCCUGCAGACCCAGGCCUCGGCCACCGUGGCCAUCCCGAAGGAGCACCACCGCUUCGUCAUCGGCAAGAACGGGGAGAAGCUGCAGGAGCUGGAGCUGAGGACGGCCACCAAGAUCGCCAUCCCUCGCCACGACGACCCCAGCACCAGCAUCCGCAUCACGGGCACCAAGGAGGGCAUCGAGAAGGCCCGCCACGAGGUCCUGCUCAUCCACGCCGAGCAGGACAAGCGGGCGGUGGAGCGGCUGUGCCUGGAGAAGGCCUUCCACCCCUUCAUCGCCGGCGCCCACAACCGGCUGGUCCAGGAGCUGAGCCAGGAGACGGGCGCCCGCAUCAGCAUACCCCCGCCCAGCGUGCCCAAGGACGAGAUCGUCAUCACCGGGGAGAAGGAGGCGGUCGCCAUGGCGCUCGGCCGCAUCCGGGCCCUCUACGACGACAAGAAGAGGAAGACCACCACCAUCUCGGUGGAGGUGAAGAAGUCCCAGCACAAGUACAUCGUGGGGCCCAAGGGCACCACCCUGCAGGAGAUCCUGGAGGCCACUGGGGUGUCUCUGGAGAUGCCCCCCCUGGACUCGCCCUCCGAGACCAUCAUCCUCCGGGGGGAGCCCGACCAUCUGGGGCCCGCCCUCACACAGGUCUACGCCACGGCCAAGAGUGUGACGGUGGUGGAGGUCACGGCCCCCGCCUGGCUGCACCACUACAUCAUCGGGAAGAAGGGCCAGAACAUCGGACGCAUCACGCAGCAGCUGCCCCGGGUUCACAUAGAGUUCACAGACGGGGAGGAGCGCAUCAGUCUGGAGGGGCCGACGGAGGAGGUGGAGCAGGCUCAGACUCAGAUGCUGGAGAUCAUCCAGGACCUGCUCGUGAGGAUGGACUACACUGAAGUGGUCAUCGAGCAGCGCUUCCACAGACACCUCAUCGGGAAGAACGGCACCAUCGUCAACAGGAUCAAGGAGCAGUACAAGGUGUCAGUGAGAAUCCCCCAGGACUGUGAGCACAGCGGGCUGGUCCGCAUCGAGGGCGACCCCCAGGGGGUACAGAAGGCCAGGAGGGAGCUGCUUGAGAUGGUGCAGAGGAUGGAAAACGAGCGCACCAAAGAGCUGACGGUGGAGCAGCGCUACCACCGCACCAUCAUCGGCCAGAAGGGGGAGAAGAUCAGGGAGGUCCGGGACAAGUUCCCCGAGGUGGUCAUCAACUUCCCCGACCCGGCGGCGAAGAGCGACGUGGUGCAGCUGAGGGGCCCCAAGAACGAGGUGGAGAAGUGCGGCAAGUUCCUCCAGAGGCUCAUCGCCGAGCUGAUCGAGAACAGCUUCUCUCUCUCCGUUCCCAUCUUCAAACAGUUCCACAAGAACAUCAUCGGCAAGGGCGGAGCCAACAUCAAGAAGAUCCGCGAGGAGACCAACACGAAGAUCGACCUGCCGACGGAGAACAGCAACUCUGAGAUGAUCGUGAUCACCGGUCGGAAGAACCACUGUGAGGCGGCCAGGGAGAGGGUCCUGGCCAUCCAGAGAGAGCUGGCCAACAUCAAGGAGACGGAGGUGGCCAUCCCCUCCAGGCUCCACAACUCCCUGAUUGGCUCCCGGGGCUGCCUGGUGCGCUCCGUCAUGGAGGAGUGCGGCGGCGUCCACAUCCACUUCCCCCCCGAGGCCUCGGGCUCCGACCAGGUCACCAUCAGGGGCCCCGCGGGCCAGGUGGAGAGGGCCCGCAGGCAGCUGCUGCAGCUGGCCCAGGAGAAGCAGGUGAACAGCUUCACGGCGGAGAUGCAGGCGCCGUCCGAGUACCACCGCUUCCUGAUCGGGAGGGGCGGGGCCAACAUCCGGCGGGUGCGGGACCGGACGGGCGCACGCGUCAUCUUCCCGGCGCCGCACGACGGCGAGCCGGAGCGCAUCACCAUCGUGGGCCGCGAGGAGGCGGUGCGGCUCGCACAGAAGGAGCUGGAGGCGCUGGUCAAGAACCUGGACGACGUGGUGGAGGACAGCAUGGCGGUGGAGCCGCGGCACCACCGCCACUUUGUGUGCCGGCGGGGCCAGGUGCUGCGGGAGCUGGCGGAGGAGUACGGGGGCGUGGCCGUCAGCUUCCCCCGCACGGGCGGCGCCGCCAGCCGGCGCGUCACGCUGAAGGGCGGCCGGGACUGCGUGGACGCCGCCAAGCGCCGCAUCCAGGAGAUCAUCGAGGAUCUGGAGUCCCAGGUGAGCGUGGAGGUGGUGAUCCAGCAGCAGUUCCACCGGGCCCUCGUGGGGCCCAAGGGCAGCCGGCUGCAGCAGCUCACCAAGGAGCACCAGGUGCAGGUGCAGCUCCCCGAAAGGGGCGACGGCAGCACAGGGCCCCCCGGUCCGGACCCCCAGGCCCCCCAGGAGAACGGCGAGGCCGGUCCCCACGCCGAGGCCGCGCCCCGCAAGUGUGACAUCAUCACCGUCUCGGGGCGGCCGGAGAAGUGUGAGCUGGCGAAGGCUGCCCUGCUGGCGCUGGUGCCGGUGACGGAGGACGUGGAGGUGUCGUACGAGCUGCACCGCUACAUCAUCGGCCAGAAGGGCAGCGGCAUCAGGAAGAUGAUGGAGGAGUACGAGGUGAACAUCUGGGUGCCCCCGCCGGAGCAGCAGUGGGACGUGGUCCGGGUGACGGGUCAGCUGACCAACGUGGGGCGGGCCAGAGAGGGCCUGCUGCAGAGAGUCAGGGAGCUGCAGGCGGAGCAGGAGGACCGGGCGCUGCGCAGCUUCAAGGCCACCAUGUCGGUGGAGCCCCGCUUCCACCCCAAGAUCAUCGGGAGGAAGGGCGCCGUCAUCUCCCAGAUCAGGAAGGACCACGACGUCAGCAUCCAGUUCCCCGAGAAGGGCGACGAGCAUCAGGACGUGCUGGUGAUCUCGGGCUACGAGGCCAACGUCGCGGGGGCCCGGGGUGCCCUGGAGCGGCUGGUGGCGGAGCUGCGGGAGAUGGUGAGCCAGGACGUCCGGCUGGACCCCCGCACGCACGCCCGCAUCAUCGGGGCCCGCGGCAAGGCCAUCCGCAAGCUGAUGGAGGAGUUCAAGGUGGACAUUAAAUUCCCCCCUCCCGGUUCUGAGGAGCCAGACCGGGUCGCUGUAACGGGACUGCCCGAGGCCGUGGACAACGCCAUACACCACCUCCUCACCCUGGAGGAGGAGCAUAUGCUGAGCGUGACGGAGACGGAGACCCUGGCGGCCUACAUGAAGCCCCCCUCCCGCUACGGGGGAGGGGGCGUGGGCGGGGGAGGGGGGGAGGACAGCAACGGGGCCCCGGCCAAGGGCUACGUGGUGCGGGACGCCCCGUGGAACGCCCCAGGAGGGGACAGGGCUCCAGACAUGAGCAGUGCAGAGGACUUCCCAACGUUCGGGGCCAGCGUGGCCCCCAAGCAGAGCUCCGCCUGGGGCCCCAAGAAGGUCUGAGGAGCCACCGGGACUGUGUCAACAGCAGGCCUCCCCCCUCCCCUCACCCCCCCCUCCCCCUCCCCUUUCUCCCUGAGAGCCGCAACCACCAGCCAUUUUGGAGGGUGUGAGAAAGAGAGCGGCCUUCUUCUCUGCUCUCCUCUCCCCCUCCUUUUUAAUCCGUCUCCCCCCCCCACCACACACACACACACACACACACACACACACACACACACACACACACACACACACACACACACACACACACACACACACACACACAAACACAAUGUCCCAGAACCCAAAACAAACAUGGACCACGAUGUUAAUAUCUUUCUCUCAAACUUUCGAGCGCUCUCCUCUCCCUGCCGCUCUGUUAUGUCGCCGCCGUACUCCAAAAACGCUUUUGAGAUUCCGAUAACCCCCCUGCGCGCCCCCCAAACCGACAUUCAGCCUGACUGCAGCACUUCGUAGACGAAUGUUCGGGAACAGUCUUCGGAAGUGCCUGAGCGAGCGCAGAGCAGGGCGGUAUCGGACGUGUUCGAAUUUUAAUCCGAAAUUCGUAGAUAUUAGCGUUUUAGCUUUUUGAUUAUUUAUUUUGUACGUGUAAAAGAAUAGUGUCUGUGUCGCAGGGCCCAGGUUUUAAUGUAUUUUUUUUUUUUUUCUGUCAUUUGAACUGAAAAGAUGUGAAUGUCCAUCUACUGUAUUGUCUCUACUGUGAAGGCUGUUUUUUCAUCGGUUCGGUGCGGUUCCACCCUGAACCUCAGUGAUCUUGCUCAUUUAUCUUUUUUGUAAAGCACUGACUGUAGCCUGAUGCUUUUUAAGACCUUUUAUUUAUUUUUUACAAAGUGUGUUCAAAGGCGUGGGUUGCGGAAAAAUCUCACAUUUGAAGUGAAAUAAGUACGUGAACCCUGUUUUAAUUUCUAUGUUUUACGGCUCAUUUGAAGGUGCGUGUGUGUGUGCGUGCCUGAGAGAUUUGUAUGCGUGCAAGGAAGGAUUAUUCUUGAAUGAAGCUUGACCAAACUCAAAAUGUGUCGUCAGUUUUAUCUUCACACUUGCUGUCAUUUUGUUUGUAAUUUUAUCGUUAUGUUUUCUCCCUAUCUGUCAUCAGGUCACUUUUAAGUUUCACGAUCUUUGUCAAGAUGUCGGACUACACGGGCAGCUCCCUCUAGGAUUCAUCUAACUUUUGUGUAACAAUGUUUGAAUUCAAGUCAUUUUGGGUAGCACAAAACAGUACAUUUUCCAUCCAUUAUUAAUCGUAUUUAUGUUCUUCGCUCAGAUCGUGUCAUGCGACCGAGAUCAAUCCUCCAUACAGAACCGAACCACCGCAAUGUAUGCUUCCACCCGUGGCUGCAUUCAUAACGGUGACGAGUGGGGUCCCAGUCCUACUUUUUCCGGCAUGUUCUAUGGCGGACUAUGCAAACCAACCAGGAUAUUCCAUUUAAAAUUUGGCGCAAUUCUUCGUUUUUUUAUUUGUAUUUCCGUGACUUUAUGACAUUCUUCUCGUGUCUCUCUCGGCCCCAAUUUCAGCCUUUUUUUAACACAAUGGCGGCCAUUUCGGACGAGACGAGGCUUGCGUGGCCUCUUGCUGUGUUCUUAGGGUAAUGUGUUCAUGAAAUGGCUGCCCAAAAGCUGCUGUCUUUUAUGUUUCCUGUCAAAUCUUAAAGAAAACACACUAUUGGCCUUAAUGAGUAAAAAGUGUUCAACAUUUUGAUGAAUAAAAAGGUGUGAUUGAAGCGUGUGCGAUUGCAAUACCAGGGUCAGUGACUGGUUUCCUACUCUUAAUAAAAUGUAAUGACAUGAA